Molecule: messenger RNA, 486 nt
Organism: Colletotrichum costaricense
Lineage: Eukaryota; Fungi; Ascomycota; Sordariomycetes; Glomerellales; Glomerellaceae
Exons: 2
Coding region: 1-486 (161 amino acids)
Source: RefSeq, a predicted model, not a curated record
AUGGCUAACCAUCCAGGCUUUGAAGAGAUCACCACUGUCGAGUACCAGAUCGGCACCACCAUCGACCAGACCCGACGGAACGGGGAUCUGGGCGACGUAGAUGUUAAAGGUCUAGUCGAUCCAGAGAUCAUUGCCGGCCUUUCGCGUUUUGCCAAGAGCUGGAACCUGGAAGAACUCCGCGUCGAGGGGUCCGAAAAACCGCUGCGUCAACACCCCGACACGAUCCAGCCAAUCUCUCUCGGAUCCAUCCAUGGCAAGGGCCAUUGGCAGUGGGAAGAAUUGGAUGAACUGGGGCGGGCCGGCACGGACAUCGACCAUCUCCACCUAGACCUGGGCCAGAUACUGCUUCGGGGCCCGGGCCCGCUCCUCGGCCAAAAGCUGCUGCUGGGGUCAGUGUACCCCGCCACCGACCGAGCGAAGGCAGAACUGGGGUUGGAGACGGCUUUGUAUGGCGCAGGAGGUUUACAGAUGCGGAACGCAGGGUGA